GAUCUCCCCGUGUGUGCUGAGUGUAACAACCGAAUCUCUGAGGCCUCCGUCCUUCGACUCUGAGGACGUCUCACUAGGGGCUCGCUGCUUAGAACGCACAGAGUCGCAGUGGCUUAAGGUGGCCAGUGAUGGACCUCAUAAGACUCUCCCGGCUCUUUUCUGGUCCCCACCCCAUAGGACUGUCUGUUCUUCAACAUCUGGAUCUUCUUGGACCUACCCGAUGGACAGGAGGCAGGAGGGGACCUGCUCGGCUGAGGGCCUCCUUCUGUGGCUCUUCCUCCCUCCUGCCUCUGGGCAGAGGGAGUCAGAAGAAAAUGAGCACUCUCUGCCCUGACUCCAGUAAGCUCAGCACUGAGGCUCCUCAGGAGGAGGAAGAGGAGAGCUUUGGAACCCUCUCUGACAAAUUCUCCUCCCGGAGAAUAUUCCACAAAUCAACAGCCCAGCUCUAUAACCUGAAGCUCAAGGAACGGGGUGUUGAGAAGGAAGAAUUGGAGCCCAGACUGUGGCGGGGCCAGAGGAACACUCCAUACUGGUACUUCUUUCAGUGCAAACGUCUGAUCAAGGAAGGAAAGCUUGCAGAGGCCCUGGAUCUGUUUGAGAGGCAGAUGCUGAAGGAAGAGCGCUUGCAGCCUCUGGAGUGCAACUACACGGUGCUGAUUGGGGGCUGCGGACGUGUUGGGUACCUGAAGAAGGCCUUCAGGCUCUUCAAUGAUAUGAAGAAGAGAGGCCUGGAGCCCUCGGAUGCCACAUACACAGCUCUGUUUAAUGUCUGUGCGGAGUCCCCCUGGAAGGACUCUGCCCUGCAGAGUGCGCUGAAGCUCCGACAGCAGCUCCAGGCCAAAAACUUCCAGCUCAACCUGAAAACAUAUCAUGCCCUGCUGAAGGUGGCCGCCAAGUGUGCAGACCUUAGGAUGUGCCUGGAUGUCUUCAAGGAAAUCAUCCAAAGGGGGCAUGCAGUCACAGAGGAGACCUUCUGUUUUCUGCUCGUGGGCUGCAUCCAGGACAAGAAGACAGGCUUCCGGCAAGCCUUGCAGGUGUGGCGGCAGAUGCUGAAUCUGGGGAUCAAACCGAGUAGGCAUGGCUACAACCUCCUGUUGGGAGCAGCUCGAGACUGUGGUCUGGGGGACCCAGAGAUUGCCUUCAGGCUGCUCCUGACAUCCCAGGAAGAGACCUUCCUGCUCCAGCCCCCAACAGGCAAGCAUCUGGCAAGGAGGAAAGUCCAGGCCAAGACAGAGCAUGGUAUGUCAGUCAAACAUGUGAUGUCAGUCAGACAUGUGGAAGCAUUGGAGAGGCAGCUGUUUCUGGAACCUUCUCAGAAACUCGAGGGGCCACCAGCCUUUCCUGAGGCCAGGGUAACAAGCAGGAUUCAGCCUGAAGUACAAACCAAGGCAGAACCUGGCCACAUAGUAGCCCUCACCCCACUGGCCCUGAAACCCCCCCACUUGGAGCUGGAAGUCAAUCUCCUAAGUCUUGAGACUCUCUCCCCCGCUGUGGUCUCUUUUGGGACAGUGGCCACACCCGCUGAUAGACUGGCUUUGAUGGGGGGCCUGGAAGGCUUCCUGGGCAAGAUGGCAGAGCACGGGCUCCAGCCAGACAUUAAAACCCUCACUCUGCUGGCGGAGGUGGUGGAACCUGGGAGCCCCGCAGAGUCCUCGCUGCUGUCCACCCUGGACAAGCAUAGGGUGGAGGCUGACGUAACCUUCUUCAACACACUGAUAAGGAAGAAGAGCAAGCUUGGAGACCUGGAGGGAGCCAAGGAACUGUUGCCAAUCCUGGCAAAGAAGGGAAUUGUCCCCAAUCUUCGGACUUUCUGCAAUCUGGCCAUUGGGUGCCAUCGGCCCAGGGAUGGUAUGCAGCUGCUUGCAGAUAUGAAGAAGUCCCAGUUGACCCCUAAUAUCCACAUCUACAGCACCCUUAUCAACGCAGCCCUCAAGAAGCUGGACUACACCUAUCUCAUCAACAUCCUGAAGGACAUGAGGCAGAACAGCGUCCCAGUGAAUGAAGUGGUCAUCCGCCAGCUGGAGUUUGCAGCCGAGUACCCUCCCACCUUUGACCGGUACAAAGAAAAAAACACCUACUUGGAGAAGAUUGAUGGCUUCCGCGCUUAUUACAAGAAGUGGCUGCAAGUGAUGCCAGCAGAGGAAGCCCCCCACCCUUGGCAGGAGUUCCAGAACAAGCCUGUCGGGGACCAAGACACCACUGACAGUGCUGGAGGCCUUAUGGAUGGAUGACAGAAUUCGUUGCUAUGACAAGUACCCAGCCUUCACAUUGCUGGUGGAGCCCAGGAGUCCCUUCAACUUUAGAAGCCAAGAAUAUUCCAGAGGCACCAUAGCAUUUUACAGGCAUAGGUGUAAAAAAUGCUGGACUCAGGGUGCCCAGAUCAUAGCAGGUCCCAAAGGCCAAGACAUACUUGACAAAUAAUCAUGGUCACACAGCAUCUACGACAUAGAGAUACCAGGACUAAGUCCAUUCCCUGCAUUCCACAGCUCGAUGCUCUGAGAGAAUGAAUGUCACUAAGAGGUCUAAAGGUUUUAUUUUUACAGAUUUCAGCUGGUCAACACUAAAGCUGUCACCUGUAGAGCUCAUGCUUCCCCUGGGUCUUUUCUCAGAGCACCACUCAGAGAAGAGUUGCUUCAGGAGGCAGUAGCCCAAUAAGCAUGAGCCCAAGGUUCAAAGUCCAGGAUGCAGGGGAGUCAAGGGUGUCAGCCAGAGCAACCUCGGCAGCCACAGUGUGUGCACUCGAUGAUGCGACCCUGUAACAGAAAAGGAACGUCUGAAUACACUGCUACAGCCUGCACACUCCUAAAAGAACCUGCUCAACAGGGUGCUAGUGGGAUACUCUCUUGCAGAGCAUCUACUAGACAGUUCCACUUGGACAUUUCACCUCCUUUGUGAAAUGAAAACAGUUACUACCAGGGUGAAGUUAGUGUCUGUGUAUGAUUGCUAUAACAAGACACUAAGAUUGCCACAAAGAAUGGUGGGCCUGCCACUGCCCAGAGGGCUAAAGCCAGAGUUCUUAAGGCCAUUGGGGCAUAGUGACUGGCUGGGGGACUGGAGCAAUGUGCAUUUAUCUCCUUUUCUGGAGACCGUGAGCCCAUUCUAAACAAAGUUCUCUGGUGAAGCUCUGUUAGACCUGUUUUAACUGAGAAACCAUCUCAUAAAGGAUGACCCUAAUUUUCUGGUCCUGCCAACAGCUGCUAAGUGCUGGGAUUACAGAUGUACAGUUGCACAUCUGGCUCUAUGGGGCACUAAAGAUGGAACAUAGGGCUUCUAUGGCUUCAUGCAUUCUAAGGGGCCCUCUAUCAACUAAGGUAACAAUCUGGCCCUGAAGCUCAGUUAAACCUAAACCACAGGCUAAGAGCUUUGUGAGAAACGGCUAUUGCUCACUAGCCAUGGCUCAACACAUCCACACAGAGCCCACCCUUAGCACAGAGGACAGAGCUUCCUGCUGAGCUGAGGCCAUCUGCAUCUGCACUCAAUGAAAACUAAGAGGAAACAGUUGAGGCCAAGCUGAAUGGAUGGCCCAUCUGUCCUUACCUCAGACUGGUGCUCCAUUUCAAGGGUCUGGAGACUGGAGCCAGACUGGAGCCCAGUUACUGUAUACCAGCACUGCUGUUGAGUGCCUGGCCUACCCUUAAAACCAUUUUUUCUUUUUGAAGUAGGAUCUCCAGUACUAGCUCAGGCUGGCCUUAAUCUCCCAAGUGCGGGGAUUAAAGGCUUGAGCCACCACUCUUGGCUUUGGAACAAAGUUCUAGCAGAAGACACGCGGGAGAUUAAUGUCCCCAUGAGCCUAGAGGGAGAGGUUACCUGACGACUAGCCUCGCUAGCACAAACCUCCCAUCACCUCAUAGCUGCUGCCAUCACUGCCCCCUAAGGAAUGAGGUCUGCUUCAGUUAUCUGCCCACCAGCAGUACUGAGACCAGCCCCAGAUUCCACCUCAAAAGGAUCCUUGGGCAGGACUCACUUUGGGAAGGGUGGCUAGCAGGGUUCCAGUGACAAAACUACUUCCCAAAAUAACCCUGUGGUCAACUAAGGCAAAGUGUUAAACAGAAAAUAGCCCCCAUCCACCCAUCAGGCAUUACCACUUCCAGCUUGCUCUUGGGAACCCGGCAAAUGCAGUUGGUGCCAAAGUUGGUGUCUCGAGUCUGAAUGCAGCGCAGGCAGCACAGAUUCUCAUAGCCCUGCUUCUUCCACUUUGCAAUCAGGUUUUUGUCUGCAUAGCCUUCUUUAAUGCAGUAUUCAUAGAGUUCUGACAGAAAGUUGGGGACAAGACAUCAGAAUAUGGACUAAAAAGAAAAGCUGAGUAUGGUGGCACAAGCCUUUGAUCCCAGCACUUGGGAGACAGAGACAGAACAAUCUCUUUGAGUUCGAGGCCAGGCUGGUCUAUAAAUUGAGUUCCAGGAGAGCUAUGAGUUCAUAAACCCUGGCUCAAAAAACCAAACUACAACAACAAAAGCCAGUAAUCCCAGAAAUUAGCAGACGCAGGUAGAGCAUUGUGAGUUCGAGGCCAGUCUGUAUAUAAGUUCCAUGCCAGUCAGGGCUACGUAGUGUAACCUUAUUUCAGCAGUAACACACAGAUUUCUUCAUCUUCCGUGGUGAGAAAACUGAUGCUUGGAUUUGCAAAGAAAACCAUUGCUUUAAUUUUCAUUUCUGGGGCCAGGAUCUCACAUUACAGUCAAGGGUUGGCUGGAACUCCCUACAGUCUUCCUGCCUUUGCUUUCCAAGUGCUGAAAGUAUAGAUCUGAACUUCCCUUUACUUUCCUCCUCUUCCUCCUUUUCUGUUUUUUCGAGACAAGGGUUUCUCUGUGUAGCCCUGGCUGUCCUGGAACUCAACUCUGUAGACCAGGCUGGCCUCGAACACAUAAGAGAUCCACCUGCCUCUACCUCCUGAAUGCUGAGAUUAAAGGUGCAUGCCACCAGACCCAGGUUUUUAUGAACUACUGUAUAAAUCCUGAAAGCCACUCAAGUCCAAUAAAGACGCAGAAUGCCUCA
Grammomys surdaster is the source of this 4992-nucleotide messenger RNA. RefSeq names its product pentatricopeptide repeat domain 1 (gene Ptcd1). The record is from RefSeq and is a predicted model, not a curated record. Gene Ontology annotation, biological process: tRNA 3'-end processing. The coding region runs from base 129 to 2231 and encodes 700 amino acids. Lineage: Eukaryota; Metazoa; Chordata; Mammalia; Rodentia; Muridae. Gene Ontology annotation, molecular function: protein binding; tRNA binding. The transcript is spliced from 9 exons. Gene Ontology annotation, cellular component: mitochondrial matrix.